GCACCUUGCUACAGACUGGGGAACGACGGGACACACAAGGCUACUCUAGGAUAUCCGAACACUCUCUUGUUCAUCGUCAAAUACUACACUUUUAACAUCACCAUGUCUUCCUAUCAAGGACUCAACUCGGACGAUACAGCGUCGUCGACUGCGGCAACGGCCUCGUCCAUUAUGGGACUCAUGAAUUCGGCCAAAGAGAAAUGGAACGCGUCCGGAGCCAACGAGGCUGUUGGUCGCGUUUCGGCAAAGAUUCCCGAAAGUACCAAGAACUACGUCGGUACCCUCUUUUCCCGUGAGCAGUUGCGGUCCGUCACGGUCUAUUUCGGAAUUGGCGAAGAGCGACCCUUUUACGUGGAGAAGACCCCUUCACUGCUCGUAGAACGUCUGCGCCACAAUUUCACUUUUUUCUACCUCAACUACAUGCUCUUGACGGCGGUCUUUUUCUGUCUCACCCUGUUCAUCAGUCCUACCGCUAUUAUUGGUAUGGCUAUUCUCGCAGCAGGAUGGAUGUGGGUGAUCAAAAUGAGCUCCUCGGGAAGUUUGAACUUGGCGGGGAUUAAGAUUCCGCAAAAAACAGCGACGAUUCUCAUGACAGUCAUAUCGGUAUUUUCGCUUAUUUAUUUGCUCAGCAACGUCUUUUGGUACACCCUGUUUUGGUCCGGCUUAUUUGCCUGUAUCCACGCCUUUUUGCGGGACGCUUCGCUGCACAAGGACAUGGGCGAUCAAGUCGCAAUGGAAGGUGAUCUGGCUCUGGGAUCCAGCGAAGACACGUCCUUUCUCAAUGAUGAAGUAUAAUCAUGUUGGCGCCUGCCGCGUGGCGACCCCAACGCCUUUUUAACUCUACACUACGUACGUGAGCUUUUUUUAG
Phaeodactylum tricornutum CCAP 1055/1 is the source of this 868-nucleotide messenger RNA. RefSeq lists its product with no specific name. Lineage: Eukaryota; Bacillariophyta; Bacillariophyceae; Surirellales; Neidiaceae. The transcript has 3 exons. Bases 103 to 795 code for a protein of 230 amino acids. The record is from RefSeq and is a predicted model, not a curated record. Gene Ontology annotation, cellular component: Golgi apparatus.